AGGUUUCCUCUUUCUUCUUCUUCUUCGGUUCUUCCCCUAUCUAAAGUGGUCAGCCAAAAUACAUUCUUUCUUACCCAAAAAGAAGCUCAAUUUUUUCUUGAAGGGGGAAAAAUGGCUUCUCACACGCUCUUUUCCUCUGCUACUACUUCUACUCGAUGCUCCCAUCAUGAUUCCAUAAAGAAAUCCGACCCGUUUUCCCCAAAUCUCCAAAUAACUACACACAAAUUACAGAGUCAAUGGUUAGGCAUUACCAAAUUCCCCCUUCAUUCCUUCAACCUCCGACCCUGUUUACCCAAGACCCGAACAAUCGCCGCCACAGUUACUUUCAGUCUCCCAACUGCAAAUCCAGAGAGGGUUAAUCCGACUGACAAAGCUCCCAAAUGGUCGUUGAAAGGAAUAAAGUCGUUUGCGAUGGGCGAAUUGGAAGCGAGGAAGCUCAAAUUUUCAACUACUGGUACUGAAGCUAUUCUGAUGGGAAUUUUGGUCGAGGGAACAAAUAGGGCUUCAAAACUGUUGCGUGCAAAUGGGUUUACACUUGUCAAAGUGCGGGAGGAGGCCAUCAAAUUGAUUGGAAAACCCGACUAUUUCUUUUUCAGCCCCGAGCAUCCUCCUUUGACUGAAGCAGCCCAAAAGGCCCUUGAUUGGGCUGUUGAUCAAAAACUCAAAUCAGGUGAUGAUGGGGAAAUUACAACAUCUCACCUGCUUCUUGGAGUAUGGUCUGAAAAGGAAGCAGCAGGAUACAAGAUCAUGGCUACCCUUGGCUUCAAUGAUCAAUUAGCACACCAACUUCAAUCUUUAAUUUCUAAACCAGGUUUUGUUGAAGAUUAAGAAUUUUACUUCAUCACCAACUCCCAAAUCUUUUUGUAUCAAAUGGAAUCGCCAUUUUAAUCAUCUUGUUCAGUUUGUGAUAAUUUGAUUUAUAUGUCAAAGACUUGUACCAUUCUUGAAAAUUUCAC
Messenger RNA from Lactuca virosa, 956 nucleotides. NCBI's taxonomy places the organism in Eukaryota, Viridiplantae, Streptophyta, Magnoliopsida, Asterales, Asteraceae. The record is from the annotation of a GenBank genome assembly.